Molecule: messenger RNA, 2295 nt
Organism: Fusarium verticillioides 7600
Lineage: Eukaryota; Fungi; Ascomycota; Sordariomycetes; Hypocreales; Nectriaceae
Exons: 1
Coding region: 1-2295 (764 amino acids)
Source: RefSeq, a predicted model, not a curated record
AUGUCGGACUACGAUUCCUUUGACCGCAACAUGCGAGUUUCUGUUCAGCGCAACGGAGAAAUCAACGACGUUGGCUACUGCAAUCUCAUGCUUCCUCGCAGCGGCCCAGACUCUCCGGGGCCUCAUUCCGAUGUGAAGGGACUAAUGUCAUGGCCGCGUAUCUGUGGCGUCUUGACCGACGUAGAGAUUGCUCAUACCAUGGGGACAGAUUCAUCAUGGACGUCUAAGCCGCGCGGCUGUCGACUGCGCAUUACCUUCACAGAUAAGAACUCUGAUGAUCUUUUGGACGAGGAGGAUCAGAGGGGAGAUUGGGAAUCGCGGGAAGUUCCUGGCAAAAACAGGAAGAGAGCUGAUCUGACCUCGGUCGACCCAAUCGUGUGCCUGGAUGCGAAUGGUGUUGGUACCUCAUAUAUGCUGAGCUUGGGGCUGCUGAUCAAGACGCCAUCUCCCAGCCGGGUGACGCAGGUGGUGCUGGAAGAGAAUACACAGAGGACCCUUGUGCAGGUGCCACCAGUGUGGACGAACGACAGCUUUAUCACACUCGCCAAAGUGUUCAGUAUCAUUGCUAUCGCACUAGAGCGUAUAGAGUUCCUUGGCAUCCACUCGGAGAUGGGAGAAGCGCUAAAAAAAGCGAGGUUAGAGAUUCAGGAAGAACUCUUGAGAAGUCUGGAGGCUGAAAAGAACGAUACCAACAAACUGCAGAUUGCAGCACCCGUGCUGCCGUUUCUGGCACUUAAUCAAAUUUGCGGUGGCAGUAAACCUCUGAGCUUGGAUAGUUUACAGGGGCUCGUCUCAAGGGUUGUGCCUUAUUAUGCCGUAGCACCAAGGGUGGAGGUCCACAAAGGCUCAUGCGGAUGUCUGCUACCCGGGGGGCUGGCAGAAGCAGACAAGGGCGCUGGUAUCUCUGAGGACAAAACUACUCCAAAGAGAUUUUAUGACGCCUUGCUCGGUAGCGAGGCCGAUCUCAAAGACAAGAUAGUGGCAAGACCGGUGGAUGAACCCGUGGAGAGCUACAUAGCACUCUCAUACCCUUGGAACUCGUACAAUUCACAAGAUCUGGAAAGGAUUAUUGGAAUAGUCCAUGAGGUAUUGAAUUGCCGCUACUUCUGGGUCGAUCGAUGGUGCAUAGACCAAGACAGCUACGAGGACAAAGAAGCCGAGGUGCCCAAGAUGAAGGACUACUACUCUAACGCUGAGUACACUCUGAUCCUUCCUGGCAUGACAUUUCCACUUGGACUUGCACAGCUGAAGACCGAAGGCCCCAAAGUUCGAGUAUACACUCCCGAGCUAGUUCAGCAGGUCAAGCAGACAUGGGAGACCUGCGAGUGGAGAAAGCGCUGCUGGACAUUGCAGGAAGCCAUCAUGAGCAAGCAUUGUACCUUCUGGACAGGUCAAGAAUCAGCCCCCCUGAUCGACUGUUCACAGCUCGUGGGAAUUUUAUGCAGUUCGCCGUUUGGUGACAGCUACAUAAACACCCUCCCUCACCUCUCGAUGGAGGUAGGCCAUGUCGACAAGAAAACCUUGGUGGCCAUGGCAGCGACGAUAGCAGACCCAACAGAGGAAUCUGUAUAUCAGAGAGCAAUAGUCAGAUGCUCCAGUCAUGGCACCAUCCCAGAAGCGAAUGCCUGCAAGCGCCCUUUGGCAGUGCUACUGGACAAGGUGCGCGGGCGAGAAGCGACUCUAGAGCUGGAUGAAUACUACAGCCUCUUCUCCAUGGCAUCGGAUGAGCUUCCCGCUAUAGAUUACAGAAUCGACAUUGUUCAGCUCGUGGAGAGAAUCUUGGGUACUGGUGCUCUAGGAGCCAAUAUCCUUUUGACAAGUACUAGGCGAGACAGUGUCGUCAAUAGGAGUUGGGUGCCUAGCAUUUGCGCCAAGCGACAAUUUUCAAUGAUGGGAGAUGGCAUAAACGCGUCGCAUCCGCACAUAUCUGACGGUGUAAUGGUCGUUGCUGCAUUUCCGGUUAGGAUGAAGACUGCAGAUGAUGACAGCAGCGACUACUUCGCUGAGGGCACAAAGAUUUACAUGGUUUAUUCCUACCCAGCAGAGAAUCCCUUUGAUGUUGACAUGGACUUUACUAUACGGCGUAGACUGAAGAGAGCGAGCCACUAUCUCUUCAUACAGCCGGUACAGUGGGAUUUCUCAGUGUUCACCAGUGGUUUAAUACUAUUGGCCACUGAGGAAAAGAAACCAGGAGAACACCGUGUGAUGGAUGCUACAAUCAUGGAUAACAUGACACAGCAUACAUUUUUGCAAAACCGCCAUUUUGGAGAUGGUAAACCAUUUCGGCUUGUCUAG